AUGGCCAGCUCCUUGAGCCCGUGGCAGCGCCUGGUGAAGCGGAUGAUCUUCUUCACCAAGCUGGACGCCGACGGCUCGUACCGUGCCCUGAAGGAGGUGUGUGAGAAGAUGGGGUACGGCUGGAAGAAGAGUUGCACCAACCAGGUCACCAUCUCAACCAUGGACAGGAGGAACAACAAACUCAUCUUCAAGGUGAACCUGGGGGAGAUGGAGAGCAAGAUCUUGGUGGAUUUUCGCCUCUCCAAGGGCGAUGGCCUGGAGUUCAAGAGGCACUUCCUGAAGAUCAAGGGCAAGCUCAGCAACAUCGUCAGCACCCAGAAAGUCUGGCUGCCCGCCACGUGAGCCCCAGCACCCCGCCUGCCUCCUCAUCCUCUUCCUCCUCCUCCUGCUGUGGGGGCACCCGACUGACCGCACACUUCAGGCUUUAAGGGUUCAGUAAAGCCCUUGGAGAGACAUGAAGCGAUCCACUUGCUGCAAGGGGGAGGCUGCAAUGGGUCAGUGGGUCGCAUCCUGCCAUGGCCACCAGAGGGUGCUGGCAUGGACUCGUAGGUGCACUGAGGAGGGGGGGUGAUGCAAAGUGGGGACCUUGGGGUGCUCCAGUGAUUAGAAAAGGCAUUAAAUAAAGCCAAGAAAUAGGCAAUUAGGGAUUAA
Messenger RNA from Strigops habroptila (Kakapo), 651 nucleotides. RefSeq names its product serine/threonine-protein kinase Chk1-like. The record is from RefSeq and is a predicted model, not a curated record. NCBI's taxonomy places the organism in Eukaryota, Metazoa, Chordata, Aves, Psittaciformes, Psittacidae.